Folsomia candida is the source of this 1264-nucleotide messenger RNA. RefSeq names its product 2-alkenal reductase (NADP(+)-dependent). The transcript is spliced from 4 exons. The record is from RefSeq and is a predicted model, not a curated record. The coding region runs from base 97 to 1146 and encodes 349 amino acids. Gene Ontology annotation, molecular function: oxidoreductase activity, acting on the CH-CH group of donors, NAD or NADP as acceptor. Lineage: Eukaryota; Metazoa; Arthropoda; Collembola; Entomobryomorpha; Isotomidae.
UGAACACAACUGAUGACAGUUAGCUUGCAGCCCGUCCAGUAUAACAUUCAGUGAGAAAUUUUGUCCACCAAAGUAUUUAUUACAUAACAAUUUAAAAUGAAUACCCAAGUUAUUUAUACCAAAAUACCCACCGGUCUUCCCAACCCUUCAGAAACAUUCGAAAUUAAAAAGGUCGCCUUUGACCCAAAAAAUGUCGUCGUUCCGGAUGGCCACUUGUUGGUUAAGACCUUAUUCCUGAGUGUCGACCCUUACAUGAGGGCCAGGAUGCGCAAGCCCGAGGUCCAGUCAUACUUUCCAGCGGCGCAGGUGGGAAAAUCCUUCAUGGGGGGCGCCGUGGUGGAAGUGAUUCGUUCUGGGGAUUCAAAAUUUAAGGAUGGACAAGUUCUCGUGACGUUUUCGCCGUGGGAGGAGUACGUCGUGAUUCCAGCCGUUUCUCCGAUGGGCAACAUUGUGACAAUCCCUAAUCCAAGAGAGUCAAAGGUCCCACUCUCGUACUACUUGGGGGUUUUGGGAAUGCCGGGUUUGACAGCGUACAUCGGUUUGCACAAAUUCUGCGAGCCGUUGACCCCUGGUCAGACUUUGUACGUCUCGGCAGCUGCUGGAGCUGUUGGUCAAGUUGUUGGUCAAUAUGCAAAAGCUUUAGGACUCCGAGUUGUCGGAUCAGCGGGAUCGGACGACAAGGUUGCUUUCCUAAAAGAAAUGGGAUUUGACGAAGCCUUCAACUACAAGAAACAUCCCGAUUUUGUUUCAAUUCUGAAACAAACCUGUCCCAAGGGAAUUGACAUUUACUUUGAAAACGUGGGAGGCAAAAUGCUUGAAGCUGUAUUCGAGGUUGCAAAUGAUUUUUGCAGAAUCGCAGUCUGUGGAAUGAUUUCGCAAUACAACCGCACUGAAAAUCCUGAAGGGAUCCACAAUAUGUUUCAAAUAAUUUCCAAAAGGAUCAAGCUAAGUGGGUUUAUCGUCUCUGAUCAUGCUGCAGAGUGUGGGUCAAAGUGCAUCCCAACUUUUGCCAAAUUUCUGGCAGAAGGUAAAAUGCGGUACCGAGAAACAAUUGCCGUUGGAAUUGAAAAUACUCCUAAAGCUUUUGUGGACAUGUUGGAAGGAAAAAAUUUCGGCAAGGCAAUUGUGAAGGUGGCUGAUUUGUAAUUAAUAAGGAAUAAUUAUAUCUGUUAUUGAUCAGACAACCUAUAUUCGACAAAUUCACAAGUAAUUGGAAUCUAAAUAUGCACAAUAAAAUUAUUUUUGGGCUGUUGCACAUCUAUUA